Racocetra fulgida is the source of this 701-nucleotide messenger RNA. NCBI's taxonomy places the organism in Eukaryota, Fungi, Glomeromycota, Glomeromycetes, Diversisporales, Gigasporaceae. The record is from the annotation of a GenBank genome assembly.
ACGAUAAAAGUGUAUUUGUUCGUGAAAUUUCACAUGAGUUAGAAGUUUUAGAUCUUCAUAAACUUCUUACACCUGUCGUAAUACGAAUUAAUAAAAAUAAUUCCAAUGCAAAUGAACUUGCAGGAUAUUAUGCAUAUCAACCAAAAAAGGAUGAAACAAUAUGGGUACCUUUGCUGCCGAGAUAUACAAUUUAUACAAAAAUUAGUAAUAACUUUUUUAAACUUUCGAUUAUAAAUAUCAAUAAUCAAUUAAAUUAUCGAUGGUAUUUUUAUGCAAAUGAUGAAAGUUUUAAAAUAUUAAAAAUAGCUAACAUUCAAUUCUUACAAGAAAUAAUAUCACAAAAAUAUUCAAAUAUUUUUAAUUGUUAUUCACAAACCAUAAAAGUGUUUAAUUCUGAAAAAGCACUAAAAAAUUCUCUUACCCGUAUAAAAUUUCAAUUACAAUCAGCUAUAGAAACAGAAGAAAUUCCUAUAAAAAAAGGUAUAGUUCUUAAUAAAUAUGGAAAACAUCUAUCACCUCAAAAAACUCAAACCUUAAUUGUUAAAUAUAACACAGUUAAUAAUGAAUUAAACCAAGCCAAAAAAACUAUUAAAAGAUUAACAGAAAAAAUUACCAACUUAACAAAUUUACUAAAUCAAGAUACAGAUUUAUCUCAUAAUGAAACAUUAUAUAAAACAGUUGAUGAUCUAAUUGAAAAAUGA